Sphenostylis stenocarpa is the source of this 861-nucleotide messenger RNA. NCBI's taxonomy places the organism in Eukaryota, Viridiplantae, Streptophyta, Magnoliopsida, Fabales, Fabaceae. The record is from the annotation of a GenBank genome assembly.
AUGGAUCCAUCUCAUGAUGGAAAAGGAUCUCAAAAAGAAUCAUUCUCCAAAGGGUCUUCUUCCCACAUGUAUGAUGAUGGUCCACCACCGAUGGCGGCACCGCCAAACACGAUGUAUUACUCACCAGGAAUGGGGUACCCACCGGGAGUCCAUGCCCCUCCUCCACACCAGGGUUACCCUCCAGGCUAUGCCCCAUACCCUAAUGACUACCCUCCACAACAGGCAUACCAUUAUCCCGCAGGGCCCUACUUCAGCAAUCCACCCACCUAUCACAAUGAUGGUGGAGCCAGAGCCUUUGUUCGUGGAUUCAUAUUGUGUUCCUGUCUAAUAUUCACGGGCCUCUUCUUCGCCACCCUUGUCCUAGCGCUACUGUUGCAUCCCCAUCUACCCGUUUACACCGUUAAUUCCCUCUCUGUAACCAAUUUCAACAUCUCCACAACGCUAACCGCGGAUUGGAACACUACCUUCUCCAUUCAAAACAUCAACGACAAGCUCAACGGUUUUUUCUCCGACUUAAAGGUGGAUUUGUUGCACAAAGACGACAUGAUAGCGGUGAGUUACGUAUCCGAUUUUGCGAUGGACAAGAACGAGGUUAAGAGAUUCGAUGUGAAGCCGUCGUCGAAUGGGUUCUUAUUUCCGAGUUGGGACUUGGAUAACAUGGCGAAGGAGAAAGAGAGUGGCUCCAUCACGUUCGUUCUGAGGAUUACUUCCAUGGUGGCGUUCAAGUCUAGCACAAUGUCCACGAGAAGCGCGUUGGUUCUAGCACUUUGCGACGACUUGAAGGUUGUCUUUCAGAACAACACCGGUAACGGCGCGUUGGACAAUGGAGGAAAGCCCAUCAGUUGCCAACUUUAUAUAUGA